Messenger RNA from Rhineura floridana, 3396 nucleotides. It is a transcript of the gene UNC5D, whose product is annotated as unc-5 netrin receptor D. Gene Ontology annotation, molecular function: protein binding; netrin receptor activity. The record is from RefSeq and is a predicted model, not a curated record. NCBI's taxonomy places the organism in Eukaryota, Metazoa, Chordata, Lepidosauria, Squamata, Rhineuridae. The transcript is spliced from 18 exons. Gene Ontology annotation, cellular component: membrane. Bases 142 to 3078 code for a protein of 978 amino acids. Gene Ontology annotation, biological process: netrin-activated signaling pathway.
AGCGAGUGGCGGCGGCACUGCUGCUGCUCCUCCCGCACGCGCGUGAGGAAAGCGAGAGCGUGGCCGGCAGCGCCUCGCUGCCUCUCCUGGAGUAGUCGGGCGGAGUUUAACCUCCCUUCCUGGCCCUGAGGACGAGGCAUCAUGGAGACCCCGCCCUUCUUCUGGCUUGGGCUGCUGCUGCUGCUACCGGGACUGCUCGGCGGGACUGGGGCGCUGCGAGGCAAUGACAACAGUGAAACCCUUCCAGAGUCCAUCCCAUCUGCUCCUGGGACACUGCCCCAUUUUCUGCAAGAGCCUGAUGAUGCAUAUAUAAUCAAGAGCAACCCUAUUGUGCUGCGCUGCCGAGCUGUGCCUGCAAUGCAAAUCUUCUUCAAGUGCAAUGGGGAAUGGGUUCACCAAAACGAGCAUGUCUCCGAGGAGAGCAUGGAUGAAAGUACAGGCUUGAAGGUUCGCGAGGCAUACAUCAAUGUGACGAGGCAGCAAGUGGAAGAUUUUCAUGGCCCAGAGGACUAUUGGUGUCAGUGUGUUGCAUGGAGCCACCUAGGGACUUCAAAGAGCAGAAAAGCUUCAGUCCGCAUAGCCUAUUUGCGCAAGAACUUUGAGCAAGACCCCCAAGGGAAGGAAGUUCCUAUUGAAGGGAUGAUUGUGCUACAUUGUCGGCCACCAGAGGGAGUGCCUGCAGCUGAGGUGGAAUGGCUGAAGAAUGAAGAACCCGUUGAUGCUGAGCAGGAUGAGAAUAUUGACACCCGAGCAGAUCACAACCUGAUCAUCCGUCAAGCUCGCCUCUCUGAUUCUGGGAACUACACGUGUAUGGCAGCCAACAUAGUUGCCAAAAGAAGAAGCCUGUCAGCCACAGUUGUGGUGUAUGUGAAUGGAGGCUGGUCUUCGUGGACAGAGUGGUCCAACUGCAAUGUACGAUGUGGCAGAGGAUGGCAGAAGAGGUCACGGACCUGUACAAACCCAGCUCCUCUCAAUGGAGGUGCCUUUUGUGAGGGAAUGUCUGUCCAGAAAAUUACCUGCACGUCAUUAUGCCCUGUGGAUGGCGGCUGGGAGGUGUGGAGCGAAUGGUCAGUCUGCAGUCCUGAGUGUGAGCAUUUGAGGAUCCGGGAAUGCACUGCUCCGCCUCCACGCAAUGGUGGGAAAUUCUGUGAAGGCCCAAGCCAAGAAUCGGAGAACUGCACUGAAGGCCUUUGCAUUCAAGAGAAAAAGCUUCUUCAUGAAAUAAAACCCCAAAACAUUGAGAAUGCCACAGACAUUGCCUUGUACUCAGGCCUGGGUGCCGCAGUCAUUGCAGUAGCCGUCAUUGUGGUUGGCGUGACCCUCUACAGACGAAGCCAGAGUGAAUAUGGUGUGGAUGUGAUCGACUCAUCUGCCCUAACGGGAGGCUUCCAGACAUUUAAUUUUAAAACUGUCCGUCAAGGAAGGGCAGGCAUCUUGGAAUUGUUAUCACCAUCGUCGUCAUCAUCAUCAUCAUCCCUAUCCCUCCCUUCCUACCAGCAGCAGCCCCGGGCAGAUUCAGGUAACUCCUUGCUUUUGAACUCAUCCAUGCAGCCUGACCUGACUGUGAGUAGAACCUACAGCGGACCCAUCUGCCUUCAAGACCCCAUUGACAAGGAGCUUAUGACUGAAUCGUCUCUCUUCAAUCCUUUGACUGACAUUAAGGUCAAAGUUCAGAGUUCAUUUAUGGUUUCGUUAGGUGUGACUGAACGAUCUGAAUACCAUGGAAAAUCUCAUUCUGGAACAUUUCCACAUGACACUAACAGGACCUUCAAUCCAAUACAUGCAAAGAACAAAUCUGUGUACAUCCAGCAUCUCUCGUCACUCUCCAAAAGAAGUGAGAUGAAGGCCAUGGGAGAAUUUGGCCAUCUGGGAGGACGUUUAGGAAUCCCUAACACAGGAGUUAGUCUGCUAAUUCCACACGGGGCUCUCCCUGAAGAAGCAUCUUGGGAGAUCUACCUUGCCAUCAAUCAAGGUGAAUCCAGCCUGCAGCCAGAAGGCAGUGAAGUCCUCCUUGGUCCGGAAGUCACUUGCGGUCCUGCAGAAGUGACAGUCUCCACCCCAUUUGCCUUGACGAUACCACACUGUGCAGAAGUGAACUCUGAGCACUGGAACAUUCACCUGAAAAAGAAAAGGCUUCAGGGCAAAUGGGAGGAAGUGAUGUCUGUGGAAGAGGAAACCACUUCCUGUUACUGCCUCCUGGACCCAUAUGCCUGUCACAUUCUCUUGGACUCUUUUGGAACUUAUGCUCUUAUUGGGGAGCCCCUCUCUGAUUGUUCCAUUAAAGAACUGAAAGUAGCAGUCUUUGGCUGUAUGUCUUGCAACUCACUGGAUUACAGUCUGAGAGUGUACUGCAUAGAUAAUACUCCCUGUGCAUUUCAGGAAGUGAUUUUAGACGAAAGGCACCAAGGGGGACAGUUACUGGAAGAACCAAAGCUGUUGCAUUUCAAAGGGAAUACCUUCAGUCUUCAGAUCUCCGUCCUUGACAUCCCCCCUUUUCUCUGGAGAAUCAAACCAUUCACAGCAUGUCAGGAAGUUCCUUUCUCUCGUGUGUGGCGCAGCAACCAGCAGCCCCUCCAUUGUGCCUUUUCACUGGAGCGCUACACCCCUGCCACCACACAGCUCUCAUGCAAAAUCUGUGUCAGACAAGUCAAGGGCCAUGAACAAAUCCUGCAGAUCCAGACGUCUAUUCUCGAGAAUGAAAGGGAAACAAUCACUUUCUUUGCACAUGAUGACAGUAGCUUUCCUGCUCAGAUGGGCCCGCAAGCCUUCAAGAUACCAUACUCCAUCAGGCAGAGGAUAUGUGCGACUUUUGACACACCCAGCGCCAAAGGCAAAGACUGGCAGAUGUUAGCACAGAAAAACAGCAUCAACAGGAAUCUGACUUACUUUGCUACUCAGCGCAGCCCAUCUGCUGUUAUUUUGGACUUGUGGGAAGCCAGGCAUCAGCACGAUGGCGACUUAGACUCUCUAGCCUGUGCAUUGGAAGAGAUAGGAAGGACACAGCCCAAAAACUCUAACCUAACAGAAACUCAAAUUGAGGAGUCAAACUUCAGCUACAGCAGACAAAAUGGACUUUAGUCGUCACUUGAACCUUGUAAUGGAUGGAAUUCCUGUUAGAGGGAGGAAACCAUGCACUACAAUCACAUACCCCUCCCAUAAUUUACUUGCUCACUCCCUCGCACCAUCAAACCAGUUUGCAUUUGGAGGAACAGAAGAAAGCUGGCAAGCCACAAGGAAGAUACGGGCCCCUUUGCACAAUGGCUACUGUAAGCCGGGAAACGACUAUCUCCCGACAAAGAUUAAAAAUUAUAUCACAACAAAGGUUAAAUUGAUGCUUGAGUAGAGAAAAUAAGCACGAUAGUCUGGCUACCACAGUCAAGAGAGGAAAACAUUAAA